Molecule: messenger RNA, 210 nt
Organism: Fulvia fulva
Lineage: Eukaryota; Fungi; Ascomycota; Dothideomycetes; Mycosphaerellales; Mycosphaerellaceae
Exons: 2
Coding region: 1-210 (69 amino acids)
Source: RefSeq, a predicted model, not a curated record
AUGUCACUGCUGGCUAAGAGCUUGGUGCAAGCCCGCGCAGUGCACGGCAAGAGCGGCGUUGAAGAUACGGACGACACUUACCGCACGCCACGUUCCGACCGCUUCGCCACCGGCCGCUCCGUGAACUCAUCUUUCAUCAAUUCACAAAUCUCCGAGUGGGCUCGCAAAAAGCCUGAGCGGGAGGGUCUUGUUGUCGUAUGGCUGUUUUGA